AGGCGCUCAAAGUUGGAUGUUUAAAUCAUAUCGAGUUACAGUUUCUAAUAAGUGAUCAGCAAAAAAAAUAAUCCAAAAUGAAAAACUUUAUCGUUUUCUUCUGUUUGAUUGGAAUCACUGCAGUGUCAGCACAUCAUGGUCAACGCCGUGGUCAACAUGGGAGCCCUCCACAUCAUGGCCAUGGUAAUAGUCAACAACAAUGGGGUCCACCACGUCACGGUCAAGAUAAUGGUCAUCAUAACAACAAUGGAGGUUUACCAUGCAUCGAAAAAAUAUUGGAAGCUAUCAGAGUAGCGCUAGCUGCUAAUAAUCCAUCAGCUCAGUCUACUACAUCAGCCCCAGCCGAAUCAUCCACUUCAGCUGCACCAGGCGAAUCUUCUACAUCAGCACCAGCUGAAUCAUCCACUUCGGCUGCUCCAAGUGAAUCUUCUACAUCAGUACCAGCUGAUUCCACCUCGCCUGCCCCAAGUGAAUCUUCUACAUCAGCACCAUCUGAUUCCAGUUCGGCUGCUCCAAGUGAAUCUUCUACAUCAGCGCCAGCUGAUUCCUCUUCGGCUGCUCCAAGUGAAUCUACAUCAACACCAGCAGAAUCAACUUCGGCCGCUCCUGGCGAAUCUUCUACAUCAGCACCGGGUGAUACUUCAGCUACUCCAUAA
Molecule: messenger RNA, 656 nt
Organism: Bradysia coprophila
Lineage: Eukaryota; Metazoa; Arthropoda; Insecta; Diptera; Sciaridae
Source: RefSeq, a predicted model, not a curated record